Messenger RNA from Dicrocoelium dendriticum, 1159 nucleotides. NCBI's taxonomy places the organism in Eukaryota, Metazoa, Platyhelminthes, Trematoda, Plagiorchiida, Dicrocoeliidae. The record is from the annotation of a GenBank genome assembly.
UCGGUUGUCCGUUGGUAUUGAUGGGACAUUAGGUGAAGCUAGAGCGAGCAACUUACAAUGCACACCAUUCAUUAAGUAGUAUAAGCUGUCAUGUCGCAGCACAUAUUUGUUCUAUGUGCAGCUGAUGUGUGUACACUCCCUUUGUUUUAAUAGGCAUUUCGCGUCACUGGUUUCUAUUGCCGUUAUGGGUCGCAAGAAAAGGAAGCAGCUGAAACCUUGGUGCUGGUACUGCAAUAGGGAGUUUGAUGAUGAGAAGAUUCUUAUUCAACACCAAAAAGCAAAGCAUUUCAAGUGUCCGUUUUGUCACCGAAAGCUAUUCACUGGUCCUGGCCUUUCUAUCCAUUGUAACCAAGUCCACAAGGAGAAGUUAGACAAAAUUCCAAAUGCUCUCCCGAACCGCACGAGCACUGUCAUUGAUAUUUAUGGGAUGGUUGGUAUUCCUGAGGUAGAUCUCAUUGAGCACGAACGUCAGAAGCUGGGCAUUGAAGCUGAGGAACCUCCUGAGAAAAUUAGCAAAAGCGAAGAAGGAACUUCUUUUUUGCCUCCGCCGCUACCACCGGUCUUGCCGUUUCUUCCUCCUAUGGCCCCUCCAAUGGUUACCUACGCUCCUAUUGGUGUUCUUCCCGGGAUGUCUCUCAAUCCGCAUAUCAGCGCCGUACCAUUACCACCGCCGCCACCUCCACCACCGAGCGGGCCAGCUCCGCCUCCUCCUCAACCCGCAUCUGUAAUAGGAGACCAGUCGCCAUCCUUAACUCCUAGGGCCACUUUCCCUGCCUAUUCAUCACCGGGACCAGUGAAGUCGCAAGUACCCAAAGUUCCGAAACCUGUGUCGGGGGUCAGUGGAGUGACGGUGGAGCUCAUACACCCAGCGGAUGAUUUGUCCCUGGAGGAACUUCGUGCGGAAACUGUGCGCUAUAAACGACUAUUAGAAGCAGCGACUGCCAUGCCGUCAACUAACGUUAUCCCGACUCAGCCUGCAGUUGUACCAGGUGGAGUGGCUCCGAUUGGAUUGAUGCAUCCGAUGACGCUCUCUCAUGCGCCUAACAUGAUGUAUCCAGCAUCGCCUCUAGCGUCGGCUGUGCCUUUAGUUUGUGCGCCGGGAUUCAUGCCACCCCCAGGUAAGUGUUUCUUUCCAUUCACAGUGACCGCACAUUCCUGA